This is a messenger RNA of Momordica charantia (bitter melon), 4355 nucleotides long. Lineage: Eukaryota; Viridiplantae; Streptophyta; Magnoliopsida; Cucurbitales; Cucurbitaceae. The record is from RefSeq and is a predicted model, not a curated record.
GAAGCUGGGGUUAUUUUUCUUAGCCGCCGUCGCCCGUCUGGUUCAUCCCGCCUCCUGCGAACGAACUCGAGCGCUCUCGUUUUCUUCUCUUUUUCAACUGACUCGAAGCUCUUUCUUGCUCUAUUUCACCGAAGAUUCAACGGUGGUCAGCUCUAACUUUGACGAUUUUGCGAUGGUAAUCGAAGCAGUUGAGUGUUAAUCAGAGUUCAUUUCGUGCCAUUCCACCGCCGACUGGAAAAGCUGAUUACUUUAAACUCUUUCACUCGGUUUGAAUUCUCUCUUAGCGUCCGCUGUACUUAAUUUGAUCAACUGAGCUUUCGCUGCAUUUGUUCUCUUAAACCCAUCUUUUUUCUCACGUACUGAAUGGGAACAGAGUUACCACCACCGCCAUAUGGAAUACCCUACAGCAGUUAAUGAUAGUCUCUCUCUUAACUUUGAAGUGCCCAUGAUCAUUUUUGAAUUCUUUACGGGGAUGAGUAUCUUAUGAUUGAAAGGUGAUGAAUGUGACUUACAUCGUAGUCUGCUGCCUGCUGGUUUUGAUUGAGUGCUUUUGGUUAUUGUUGCUGGAUUAUUUGGGGGAAUGCAUCCCUUAUGCAACCGUUUGCAGCUCUCGUGAAGGUGCACUAUUAAUCGAGAUUGCAUAUAUUGAUCUUUGAAGGCAUUUCUGGUAUGAAGGGUCUGCUUAGUAAGCUGAGGACUGUGUAUUGGGUAAAAGCAGUGGAUAGCUGCAACCUUUUGUAGAUUGAAGACUUUGCAUCAUCAAAUUGGGAUUUCUUUUUCUCCUCCCUCUACAACACAGAAGGAAAAGCCAAUAACGAUUAAUUUCCAUGAAUUGUUUGUUACAUGUUGUAAAUUGCCCCACCAAGCUCAAUAAAUUAAACCUCAGACUAGUCAAAUUUGCCUCAACUGCAAUUGCUCAACUAAGUCUGUGUUCUUUUUCGCACAGUGAUAACGAACAAAGUACCAUCUCCUACCCCUCGACUUCCAACGUUCAAUGUAACCCGUCAAAGGUGGUUCAAAUCUUAGAAAGUCUUCGAAAGGAACCCAGCAUUGCUUUUUCCUUCUUUUGCAAAUUGGAGGAACGGGGCUUUCAACAUAACAUCUCUACUUAUGUAGCUCUUAUUAGGAUAUUGUGCUUGUGGGGUAUGGAGCGGAAGUUAGACUCUCUGUUCUUAGAUCUUAUUGGCUCCAAGAAAAUGGAAUUUGAUGUUUCAGAUUUGCUUGAAUCACUUAAUCAAGGGCAUGUGGUGGAUGGCUCAUUCAUUCGAGCAUAUGAUGCCUUAAUCAAAGCUUAUGUCAGUGUAGGCUUAUUUGAUAGUGCCGUGGAUUUACUUUUCCGACCAAAAAGGAAGGGAUUUGUUCCACAUAUUUUUACUUGUAAUUUUCUCUUGAACCGCCUUGUUGAGCAUGGGAAAACGAAUGUGGCACUAACUGUGUACGAGCUGUUGAAGAGGCCUGGUUUCCAUCCUAACGAUUAUACUUAUGCUAUUGUAAUAAAAGCACUUUGCAAAAUGGGUAAUAUGAAAGAAGCUAUAGAUAUUUUUCAGGAGAUGAGUGCAGCUGGGGUGGUCCCAAAUGCCUUUGCUUAUUCUGCAUAUAUUGAAGGGUUGUGUACCCACCAUUGUUCAGAUUGGGGGUACCAGUUGCUACAAAAAUGGAGAGAAUCAGGUGCACCGAUAGAUGUGUAUGCUUACACUGUUGUAAUUCGUGGAUUUUGUGAAGAGAUGAAAAUAGACGAUGCAGAAAAAGUAUUUUUUUAUAUGGUAAAAUAUGUAGUUCCAGAUGCACAAACUUAUGGUGUGUUGAUCAAUGGUUAUUGCAAGAAGUUGAUGUUGCAAAAAGCAUUGUCUCUUCACAGUUACAUGUUGUCAAAAGGUAUAAAAACAAAUUGUGUGAUAGUAAGCUCUAUCCUUCAAUGCUUAUCUAGGAUGCAAAUGUAUUCAGAAGUUGUGAACCAAUUUAAAGCAUUUCAGGGUAAGGGGGUGUUUUUUGACAAGGUUGCAUACAAUAUUGUUGUUGAUGCCUUAUGUGAACAAGGAAGAUUGGGAGAAGCUAUGGAGUUGUUAGAAGAUAUGACGAGUAGACAGAUCCAGAUGGAUGUCGUGCAUUAUACAACAAUGAUAAAAGGUUUUUUUGUUCAAGGAAAAAUUCAUGAAGCAAGGGAAAUGUUUGAAAAAUUGAAGAAAAACGGUAUUGAGCCUGACACAAUCACUUAUAAUGUGCUUGCUGCUGGAUUAUCCAGAAAUGGUCUUGUAUCUGAGGUGCAAGACCUUCUACACUAUAUGAAGGAACAUGGCUUGAGAGAAGACCCCAGGAUGCGCAACUUGAUAAUUGAAAAUUUAUGUAUGGGAGGCAAAGUGAAAGAAGCGACAGCAAUUUUCAAUAAUUUAGAAGUAAAGACUCCAGAUAACUAUUCAGCUAUGAUUAAUGGGUAUUGUGCAGCCAAUCAUAAAAAAGAUGCAUACGAACUCUUUGUUGAUUUGUCCAAGAAAGGAUGUUUUAUUAAAAAUGGUUCUCUCAUUAGGCUAGUAAGUAGCCUUUGCAUGGAAGAUGCUAACGAUAGAGCUAUUAAGGUGAUCAAAAGACUGUCAACAAUGAAUUUGGAGGCUAAUGAAAUUGUGUAUAAUAAAGUCAUAGCUUCUCUCUGUCGUGUUGGAAAUAUGAAGAUGGCACAACGUUUAUUUGAUUGUUUAGUCUGUACUGGGUUAACUCCUGAUCUCAUCACUUACACAAUGAUGAUAAAUGGUUAUUGCAAGAUUGAUUUUUGGAGGGAAGCUUAUAGACUUCUGUGUGAUAUGAAGGAUCGAGGGAGGAAACCUGAUAUUGUUAUCUAUACAGUUUUGCUUGAUGGUCAAUUUAAAACCACACUGCGAGGGCUUUGCUCCUCAAUGGAUUCAAGGGGACUAAAGCAAGAAAUAGCUUUUAAUUCCACAAUUUUUUAUGAAAUGAAGGAUAUGAAGAUCACUCUAGAUGUUAUUUGGUACACUGUAUUAAUCGAUGCGUAUUGUAAAAUGAACAAACUUAAUGAUGCUGUUAUCCUCUUUGAGGAAAUGGUUGAUCAAGGAAUAGAACCUGAUACGGUGACAUAUACCUCCCUAAUAUCCGGCUGUUAUAAAAAUGGGGAUGUAAAGAAGGCUGCAAGUCUAUUUGAUGAUAUGUUGUCUAAGGGAAUUCUCCCUGAUGCACAUUUUUCAUCUGUUGCAAAUCGAUAUUCUACAAACCAAAGAAAAUGCAACUUUGAAACUGAGCACUUGGCCGGAUAACGGUGACUAGCAUCAGUCUUUGAAUUUUCCCAAUGAAGUAUAAUGGUUAUUCCUUGUCCUGGAGUCUCCACAACAGAGUUAUAUGAAGGCCCUCUACUUUCACCUAAGAUGAAGUAGUCAAUUAUGUGAGUUGCUGGAUUUAUGGGAUUAGAUACUCUAAUCUACAAUAUCAAGGAAUUCCUCAUGUUUAUACAACAUUUCCGAACUGUUGUAUACUGUGUUCAGGAGAUGGUGGAUUUGUUCCCAGGAGUACCCUAAAAAUUGGAAUCAAGGAGCUGAAGUGUAAUACUUCAUGUUAGGAAAAGACCAGAUGCACGGCAAAAGCCAGACUUGGUGUUCCUACUUCAAUACUGUAUGCUGUGGAUUGAGUACAACGCCCCUUAAAAUUUGGGUAUGUGGAGGGUCGUUCAGUGAAACAUAUACUCCUCAAAAUUGAGUGAUAUGCAAUGGGUGCAAAACAGGCCAAUAAUAUUUCAUGCAGACUCUUGUUGCAAUCAAAAACUGCAUGAUGGUGGCCUUUUUAAUGGCAACUUGACCAUUAUCAAACAAGUUGAUCAGGUCCUUGUUGAUUUUAGUCUAAGCUUCACUCAACCUCCUCUGGAAGAUAUAUACGUGUUUGAGCAAGCCCUGCGUUCAAAUGCAUUCAUCAUGUGGGGUUUUGGAGAUUUUUUUUUCCUUCAACCUGGUUUGGUCUCAAUAUCUUCAUCACAAAUAAUGAUUAAUAGUUACUAACGAAUAGAAUUGAAAUGAACAUAUGGAUUCCAAAUAGAUUCUUUGAUGAAUAUAUAUGUUGUAUAGAUGAAGCUAAUACUUGCUACAUAUCAGAAGAAGACUUCAAAGCUGUGGUGUAGCAGGAGGAGGUAACAUGUUGGUGCACUUCUCUUCGAUUUGCUCUGUACCUCGUAGAGGAAAUAAGUACGGUAUACUUUAUUUAUCCGCUUAUUAGAACUCCUUUUAAUGACCUAUGCAUUCUGUUAUCAUUUCCAGUUGGACGACAUUAAUCCAAUUUGAAAAAGAAAUGAAUUCUUUCCAUUUUUUAUGGGCUCCGAGCAGAUGAAGCCUUCCUUGUGCACCGUGGUUGGUUUCAGGAAA